Molecule: messenger RNA, 1515 nt
Organism: Odobenus rosmarus divergens (Pacific walrus)
Lineage: Eukaryota; Metazoa; Chordata; Mammalia; Carnivora; Odobenidae
Gene: SYCE2
Product: synaptonemal complex central element protein 2
Exons: 4
Coding region: 10-510 (166 amino acids)
Biological process (GO): synaptonemal complex assembly
Cellular component (GO): central element
Source: RefSeq, a predicted model, not a curated record
AAAGACAGGAUGGAGCGACAGGGAGUGGACAUGCCCCACGUAGAAUGCAAGGACCAGGAGCUGCAGCCGCUGGGGGAGAGCAAGGAACGGCAGCAGUGCGAGGAGAGCCGCGAAGACGAAGCUGCUCGGGGGUCAGCUAGUGCCAACCGCCAGCUGAUGAUGCUAGAAGGGAAGUCAGGAUCCUACUUUUCCUCUCUGGAGUCAAGCAUCGACAUCCUGAAGAAGAGGGCCCAGGAGCUGAUUGAAAACAUCAACGAGAGCAGACAGAAGGACCACGCACUCAUGACCAACUUCAGGGACAGCCUCAAGAUCAAGGUUUCAGACCUGACAGAAAAGCUAGAGGAGAGGAUGUAUCAGAUUUAUAAUCACCAUAACAAGAUCAUUCAGGACAAGCUCCAAGAGUUCACCCAGAAAAUGACAAAGAUCAGCAAUUUGGAAACAGAGCUCAAACAAGUGUGCCACACCGUGGAGACUGUGUACAAAGACCUGUGCAUCCAGCCUGAGGUAUGACUAAACGCAUGCAUGUGGGUGCCACCUGAGAAGGCUAAGACGAAAGUAAAUGUCAACACAAACCAAGGACGUUAGCACCGCGCCCAGCCCUAAACCCCACAGGAGCCACUAUCACUGCAAAACCCUUGAUGCUCUUGCCACCUCACCUGUGGCCCCUGGCUCCCUCUGAGGCAGUGUGUCUGAGCUGAGAAGCUAGACAGUUGUUAUUUCCCACCACUGUGUGGUCAGCUCUGUGGUGACAGAAAGGACAGUGUCUACAGCCCUAAGCCCUGGUCAGUGCCUAUCCAGGGUUAUUACAGCAGAGCCAAAGACUCUGACACAAGCCACACCACUUAAGGGGGAAAUCCCUACCACAUAUCCAGUCACCUCACAGUCACCACAUUUUUCCUGUGACUGAAAUGACUUUGUGGGUGGUUACAAUUAAAAGUGGCCCACACCUUGGGGUCAGAUAUGCAGACUUUAUUAUUCUCUCUUUCACUCUCAUUCUGCUCCAACAUCCAGCAUAAGGCACUUACCCUCAAGAUGGGAGGGUCAGAGGGCACCAAGUGAACUCUUGGUGUGUGGGGGAUUUGCUCAGUCAGACACCAGAGGUUGCUUCCAUGUCACUCUCCUUCCCUCUUCCUGCUCCCCUGUCAAGAGAAGCUUCUGUUCCAAGAUAAGUGGAAUCCAUCCCCGUCCACGGUUAAAAGUGGGUUGAGAAACUUGGUACAGAGAGUCCCAUCUUUUUAAGGAACACAUUUGAAUGACUUCAAAGGGAAAAUUUUGAUAAUUAAGAAUCAGUGUCUCUCACUUCCCACUAUAAAAAUUGGCUCCAUCUGCCACCUCCCUGAGUAAGCUCAGAGCACAGCGUUUCCCUGGGAAGGAGCUGGAGACCAUCUGGGCUCCCGGGUGAAGUAUGUUCACUUGCUGGCCGUGAACGCCUGGAUCCCUGUGAUUGCCCUUCCAAGGAUCAGAGCAUGAAUGUCAUGAGUACCUGGACGAGAGAAAUGCAGAGUUGGUUUGGAG